Molecule: messenger RNA, 6116 nt
Organism: Sclerotinia trifoliorum
Lineage: Eukaryota; Fungi; Ascomycota; Leotiomycetes; Helotiales; Sclerotiniaceae
Source: the annotation of a GenBank genome assembly
CGUCGGUCAUCCAUCUUUCCUUAAGAGAUCCUUACUACUCUAUUAUAUUACAUUUACAAAUACCCCUUCUUUAAGCUCCAUCUUUCGUUCAGUCAAUAAAUACAUCGAAUCCCAUAUACAUAUACACAUAUACAUACAUACUUUAUAUUCCCCCCAACCCCCUCAUCCCAAGCAAUAAUCAAAACCAAAAUUAUUCUUCUUCAACGGAAAAGACAUUGGCAAUUAUCUUCAACGGAGAUUUCCAUUCUCUUCCUGGUUGAGUUUCGUCAUCGUACCAAAAAAAGAAAAGAGAAAGACCAAUCAUUUAGUUCUCUAUUGUCGCACAUUUGAAAACGUACAAGCAUAAACCAUUUUUUCUACCUUAUUUCGCGGUGUUCUUGUUCUUUGAAGGUGUCUUAUCGCGUGUUCACCAUAGGCAGCUUUCCCCGCAUCAAGGUUGCGCCUCAGCUCAUCUUUCGAUCCCUCGAAACUUAUUUACAAGCUUGUUCACUUCGCCGCAUAAGAACUUCAGGAACUUUCAUCCUUUUGCCAGAACUUCUCCUCACCACUGUCUUUCAGAAAAAAAUAAAAAUAAAAACAAAUCCUCUUAAUCCUGAACGAAAAAGCCCCCAUAUCGUACAUUACUCAUACCUUGACAAGAGAAUACAUACAUACAUACAUACUACUUCCAACCCGUCAAAAAGAUAUAAAUAAUACUCGUCUAUUCUCCCCUCCGGAGAUUCAUCCUUCAACAUUCUGGAAAAGAGAGCUUUGGCCUUUCGCGCCUUUAUCCUUCCCACGACAAUGGGCUACGCAUAGUCCUGGCGACACAAAGCCUUCACGAAUUUGAAAUUCCGAACGCAUGCGCAGAAAGGUUUUGACUUUCGAUCUGCUGUUUGCUUCAACAACGACUAGUUCGAGCGAUUAUUGAGAAAUAGACGGUAUUUGGAUUAGGUUUAUAAAUUUGAGAAAGAGAAAGCGGCAUUAGAAGAGUUUCAUCAUUUUAUGCGGAAACCGCGAUUAAAGCAGGUAGGUGAGCUGCUUCUCUCAAUCCUUCCAUCUCAACACCCUCAGCCUUGACGGGAGUUUGUCUGGGAGUUAUUCCUGUCGCGAUUCUAGGGGUCUGAGGCUGACACGUCGAUCAAAUAGAUAAAGAGAUAAUAAUUGUAGUUUGCAAGUUUGGUUUCCUUGAUCGAGUCCAUCUCACAUCCGGUGAGUUUAUACUUUUCCUACUGUCGAGUCAAGCAGAGAGGUAUCCGAUCGACGAGGUAUCCGAUCGACCGGGUAUUUCCUUCUUCCGAGUGGUCAGGUUAAAGGGUGGAUUUAACCACAACAAUUGUUCAGAAUUGGCGCCAUCAAAUAUACAACAUCCAGAAAUUUUGUUUUUUGGACUAUUCAAUACUCUGAAGUCUGGGAGUACUUGCUCGAGAUACUCAAUCCCUAUUCCGACUUCUAGAGAAUUCUUUGAGAAUUAGCUGCAGAAGAUAUUCGGCACACAUAUCUCAGUCGGAUGAGCUACCUGCCUACCUAGGUAGCAUCAUCUAAUUCACUUUACCGGUUAUCGUCGCACCUGAAUUGGAAAAGUCUAUCUACGUCGUUGAACGAUGAGAUCCGGAUUCCAGGUUUCUGGAUCCCUCGUCCCAGUUCGCCGCCUAAUCUAGAUACAUUUUCUGGUUUUGUUGAAUGCUACCUACUCGAGACGAUUCUUGACAACCUCAGCCUUUCCUUCUUUUUCCAGUACGGUUUUUCUUAAUUACUGACGAAGAUUUGCGCUGUAUCAGUUAUUCGCUUCUUGUGCGCCAGUAUCGAAACUCCGUCCGCUUCUCUCUCCUUGCGGGGCACGCCAGAACCCACUCGCAAUCACAUCUAAACUUGGGCCUCUUUCAGCUCUUACACCUAGAUACCUGUUCACACCCCUUCCUACCCAGUCGAUUUCAUAUUCUUGGUCAAUUUCACAGGUUCGCUUACUGUCGACCAACCCCCCUUUGUAAAGCAGAUUUCAUCCAGAAGUUAAGCCAUUUAUGAGAAUUAGUUUGCUCAAAUCACUAUUUUAUCGAACCUCAGACAAGACUCUUUGUUAAUUUGGUAAGUUUUCAAUUUUUAGCUUGUUUUUAUCCUUGGAUCUACUUGGAAGUUUAUUCCUUUGGCUACGGGCUACCGUCCUCCAUCGCAUACGUUCAAUUAUUAGACCGCCUGCAUGAGAAGUUGCUGGGUUUCCUCUAGUGGCUUUUUGUUGUGGCGAACCCCUCUUAUUUUCGUAUGAUUCACUUGCUCGCUGCGCUGCUUACAUGAACAUAUGGUAUUCAACUUUAAAGCGUUUGAGAUCCAAGUUGUCGUACCACAAGUCUUACAUACGGUUCUUCACGUUGGAUUUAAAUGUAGAGCAGUUAUUUUUCCUCUUUACAGAGAACUAACAGUUUCUACACAGUCGCCAUGAGUUCAAGCAAUAAUAAGAUCGGAGCUAGUGGCAAGGCCAACCAAUCUAAUCCUUCGUCAAUCACAUCAAGCAAUCCUUCCCUUCUCCUUGGUAAAUUCAAUGAGCGACGGUCAACACCGGAUUCGGAGGCUUUGGCAAGUUCCGAUGAUGAACCCGAGCGACAAGACACCCAACAGCCAGUUAACCCGCCCCAAAAGCCACCCACCCGUCGAGCCUCAUGGCUGAACGACACCACUCAGUCUGGAGCGCAGCCGAGAAAGGGCUCGUUCGCAAGCAGCAGUAUGUCUCCAACAGCCUCACACCCUAGUACUCCCUCGGCCGACUCCAACACUUGGGGUCCUCAUGCCCAAGUAGCUGCAGGUCGUGGACAUACGAGCUCGAGCUCGUUCCCAUGGGGUAGUGGCAUUUGGAACAGCGAGUCACGUAAGGAGCCACCCUCUAGACUGACCGAAGUUCUACCAUCGCCAACAUCUUUGCACCCACCGGGCUCCGCUGGCAAUGGAUACUUUCCCAACGAAAUGAUGAGUCAACGAGAUCCUUCUGUAAACCCCACCAUUCCCUUUUCAAUUCCUCUACACCCCACUCCAAAGACGUACCGAUCUCAGUCAUACUCAGUUGGUCAGCUCGAUCCAGAUACUAGCGCUGGCCCAUCACCCGCAGCUGUUCCAGCGGCUUCAGGCCGGGGUCGUGGCAUAGGACACUCCGGAUUGCAGCAUCGACCAUCUCGGCCAAGUAUGCUGAGCGAGAUGACCGAGGGCGGUCUCGGAAAGGUCAAAGAAGUUGAGGAUGACGACGAUGGGAGUACUAACAGUUCUUCUCAUGGUACUCAAGUCCAAUCUCAAGAAUCCAAGACUAUUGAAUUGUUAGCUAGAGAGAAUGCUAUGUUACGCCAACAGCAAAGUUAUCAAAACUUACGCCUUCGACCUCGAUCUUCAACGUCCAAUGCUUUCGGUCUUGGUAAUGGUUAUGGCCUGCAAGAAGAAUCUUUACCCGAAGAGUCUGACUAUGCAAUUGACGAGCUUGAUGAACUCAACGAUUUACAGGAUCCAUCCAAAGCAAUGUUAGGACGAAGAAUGAGUGAGUAUGGUAUCGGUGGUGCACAGAGAGUCUCGCCCUACACUCUUGAGAACAGAAAUCUGGAGAAUGUCAAAAGGGCUUUUUGGCAAAGCUCUCUCGGAUUCGGCGGACUUUCCGAUAUCCCGCAGAGCAGGCGUCACUCUUUCGCUGAUAUACCUGCUCGACAAGGUUCCGUUAGCUCUAUUGCUGGUGGCGAGCCGUUGUCACAGCUUGAAAGCAAUAUCCAGGAGAGUUUGUCGCCAAAUUCCGGUCGGUAUAAUGAAGGCAAUGGAUAUCCUACAAACGAUCAUGGUAAGCAAUUCUCCUCUACUUUUUGCCUGCGUUUCAAAUUUUAGAAUUCGGUGCAGAGGUCCAUAUACUCAUACUAAUUGAAUGUAGCAUCUUCAUACUUUGGAAAUUAUGCCCCUCAGCCAGGUCGCAAUGCCGAUACUUUCACACCUUCGGCCUUUAAUCCUUCUCCGUAUCCUUAUGGAAACGCUAAUCAAUACCCUGGUGUCCGCCCCUCUUCACCUCACCGGAGCAUGUAUGGCGUUCCACAGCCUCGACAUAAUCAACUCCUCUACAUUGUCUUGUUCAAAUGUUCGCGAGCAGAUGUCUUCUAUGUUCAAGAAGGCACUGGUCUAUCUGUCAAACCUGGAGAUCUCGUGAUUGUCGAAGCUGAUCGAGGAACCGAUCUAGGCACCGUCGCUAAGGACAACGUGGACUGGGCUACUGCGAAAGAACUCAAAGAGCAUUAUGCCGAGGAACACUAUAAGUGGCUCAUGAUGUAUUCUCAGGGUGCUGUAGGCAACACUGAUGGAACGGGUGCCGGUUUAAUGGCUACUACGAAUGGUAUGCAAGGAAGUGCCGUCGGCGGCAUGGGCCCACCAAGCCAGCACGGCAUGCAAGAACCUAAUCCAGGAGAGAUCAAGCCCAAGAUCAUCAAGCGGCUUGCUCAGAACCAUGAAAUACAGGCUCUGCGCGAUAAGGAAGGAAACGAAGCAAAGGCCAAGCGUGUUUGUACGCAGAAAGUGAAGGAACACGGUUUACAUAUGGAGAUCUUGGAUGCCGAAUUCCAAAUGUAAGUCAACUAAUGAUCUCACCGAAUAAUCUGAUAACAUAAGCUUACCACCUUAAAUCUAGGGAUUGGAAGAAGCUCACAUUCUAUUACUUUGCCGAUGCCUAUAUCAACUUCAAUUCUCUUGUCACCGAUUUGUUUAAAGUAUACAAGACAAGAAUUUGGAUGUCGGCGAUCAAUCCCGCUUCCUUCGCAAGUCCUUCUCUUGGCUUGCAAGCACCAAGCGGUAUUGGACCUGGAGCUGUGGGUGUUAACAGAACCACCCAAAGUGAGCGUCGACCACAACAGGCCGAACAGCCACAAACAUAUAAUACAACACAAGCAGGACGAGGCUAUCAAGGCGUUUUCGCCCAGCCAUUCCAGCCGACUUUGGACAGAAAUUCGGCAGCCGCCCCUGGUUUCCAGCAUCAAGGAUAUACUUAUGGAUAUUCUCCAUUUGGAUCUACCAGGAAUGUUGGUACUGCAAGCGCGUAUGUCCCUUCGAUGAUGGAUCCUUAUCCUGGUUUUCCAAACACGACCGACUAUCAGGCGCCUGCUCGAUUUCCUUCUCCUCACGGCACCACUCCUACUCAUGAAGGUAGCGAAUACGGUCGACAAGGUGGGCUUGUCGGCCAAUCCGACGGCUGGAUUGGAGCUUUCCAAGGCUUGUCUAUGGGAACUCGUUGAGUCUAUCUUUCGCCGAAUCACAAACUUUACCUCUGGUCUUGAUCUAAUCUUUUUCAUUUCCAGCUGGUAAGUUUAGCCACGGGAUACUCCUACAGAACUGGAGACUAAAUACAUUUUGCUUUUGUAAUAUAUCACAGACGCCCUUCCCCACCGACCCUGUUAAUUCCUUGCAUGUUCUUGACGAGCAUGUUCGUCUACACAUUCGUUAAAUUUAUUUUCGUAUUGCGUUUGCGCCAGGCGGCGCGCUGUUUAUGGGUCAGGAGAACCUCAAUGCUAUGAAGACAUAUUGGAAUGACCUUUUCGGAAACGCUACAAUUUCUUUACAAUUUGAUCAUAGAGGAUAAUUGAGAAGGUUUCAUUCAGAAUAGGGAUUCUUCUGGAUUUACUACAUAAUCGGAGACAGGCACAGGAUUCGUACACAGCACACUGGACAUACUCUUCUUUUCGUCUUACUCUUCGUUGAUAACUUUUUUUUGUUUCUCGGUUAGUUAGGAAGACUACACCUUUUUGCAUCUUCUGAUUGCAGCGGCCUGACGCGUUACCACGACUUCACGAAAAAAAAAAUAAGUUUCCAAGAACUCCCAUUGAUAGAUAGAUCUUUUCAAAUCCGGCGGUGUCAAGUGGGAAAAAAGAAAUUGGGUAAAUUUGCAAAGGAUAAUGGAUGGAUGCAUGUUUCAUUACUUUUUUUCUUUCUGAACUCUGAUUCUUUUCUGACCUGAUUGAUUUGUUACCUUUUUUGUGUCUUUCUCUUCAUCUGCGAUUUAAGGUCGUUGGGUAUCAAAUAUGGUGGAUGGAAUUGAAUGGAAUGGAAUCAUAUUUGAUGCAUGUUUAUAGGUUUAGGGAUAUGGAUGUGGAAUCGGUAGCAAGAAUGAAAUUCGUACACUGGUUACUUAUUCUGAU